AUGGCACAGGAUGGAGUACCACAAGUACCGCAAGAUCCUAACAUGGUGAUUCUUCAAGCAAUUCAAGGAAUGAUGGAAAUGAUGAUGGAAGAUAGACAAGAAAGGAGAGCGCAACAACAAAGAGAAGAACGAGCCUUACAAGAAGAUGAUGCGUUUGACCUUGCUGAACAAGAAAGACAAGUUGGAGGAAGAAGAAAUGGGAGAGGAAGAGGACGAAAUAACUUUGCCAACGUCAUGCAACCUAGAAGAUUGGAAAGAUUAAAUGAAAAUAGRGAUGRCGGAGUUAAACUMAARAUUCCACCCUUUAGURGAACGGYGGACCCCGAUGCUUACUUGCAAUGGGAAAGGAAGAUAGAACAUGUGUUUGAUUGCUAUACAUAUAGUGAGAAUACGAAGAUGAGACUCGCCAUUGCUGAAUUCACCAAUCAUGYCGGUGAAUGGUAUCAAAAUCUCAAAUUAGAAAGAAGAAGGAAGGAGRAGGAUCCAUUAGACACUUGGGAAGAACUCAAAGAAGCCAUGAGAAGGAGGUACGUUCCAAAACACUAUGAAAGAGAUUUGAAAACUAAACUGCAAGCUUUGAGGCAGGGAACGAAAAGUGUUGCUGAGUAUUAUCAAGAGAUGGAGACCUUAAUGCUAAAAACCCAAAUCCGAGAAGAAGAGGAAGACACCAUGUCUAGAUUCCUUGGAGGUUUGAAUCGAGAAAUUGCUCAUGCUGUUGAUAGAAAUCCACCGCCUUACCUAGAAGAUAUGUACCAUUAUGUUGUCAAAAUUGAAGAUCAAUUGAAGGAAGAAAAGGAGUAUUCAAAAAGGUACACAUCUAAAGCUAAUACAUAUUCCAAUUCUAAUGCUUGGAACAAGGCUGGUUUUGUGAAUAGGAAUGAAUCAUUGCAACCAAAAGAAAAGUUCGUAGCUGCCAAAAGAAUGGAGGGAGAAAGUUCCAAUACUAAAAGGAAUGAAGCUCCAAAGGAGGUAAGGGAAAAGACUAGUUCUAUUCAAUGUUGGAAGUGCAAAGGGUUUGGACACAUGAGUAAAGAUUGUGUCAAUAAAAGAGUUAUGGUGAUAAGAAAUGGUGUAGUUGACUCGGAUGAUGAUUGUGAGGAACAUGAUGAAGAAUUUGAAGAACGUGAUGAAGAGUAUAUUGAAGAAGGUAACUUCAUAUCCUUGAUAACAAGAAGGGUACUUAGUGUACAAAUCAAGGAAGAGAAAGUUGAAGAUCAAAAGGAAAACUUGUUUCACACAAGAUGCUUAAUUGAAGGAAAUCCGUGUAGCUUGGUGAUUGAUAGUGGAAGUUGCACAAAUGUGGUAAGUAGUUUUCUUGUUAAGAGACUUCAACUUGCUACACGUCCACAUCCAAAACCAUACAAACUUCAAUGGUUGACAAACAAAGGAGAACUAAAGGUAAACUCCCAAGCUCUUAUUCCUUUUACAUUGGGAAGAUACAAAGAUGAAGUCCUUUGUGAUGUUGUCCCUAUGAAUGCGGGGGAUAUACUAUUGGGCCGACCAUGGCAAUAUGAUAGAGAGGUCACAUAUGAUGGACUGUUGAACAAGUAUAGUUUUACUUUGAAAGGAAAGAAAUUUACUUACUUCCGUUGUCUCCAUUUGAAGUACAUUGUGACCACUUGA
Messenger RNA from Momordica charantia (bitter melon), 1623 nucleotides. The record is from RefSeq and is a predicted model, not a curated record. NCBI's taxonomy places the organism in Eukaryota, Viridiplantae, Streptophyta, Magnoliopsida, Cucurbitales, Cucurbitaceae.